Molecule: messenger RNA, 1385 nt
Organism: Molossus molossus (Pallas's mastiff bat)
Lineage: Eukaryota; Metazoa; Chordata; Mammalia; Chiroptera; Molossidae
Gene: GVQW3
Product: GVQW motif containing 3
Exons: 1
Coding region: 507-1139 (210 amino acids)
Source: RefSeq, a predicted model, not a curated record
AGACUCUAGAGGUGGUAAGGACAGGGCUUCUACGGUAGGUCUGGCGUCCGCGGAAUUCUGCAGAUCUGAGGCGAGCUUGCACGUUACAUCAGUGGGGCAUCUCUGCUUGCUUGCUUAAGAUGCCACCACUUAGGCCUCUGUUGCAGAAAUCGCCAUAGACUUUUAAGGGUCGCAGAAUCGGGACGACUUUGGUGACUGAUUUGUACACUCCCGGCAGAUCUGUGUGCAUGAGUUGCACGCAGACGUGGGUUGUAGGAGGUUUCAUUUUCCCCAGCUUUACAGCUAAUCUUUGGCCCCGUUAGCUUCUCAGAACGGGCUUCCCCAGCAUCGACUGAAAGCUGAGGAGUGAAAACUCAGAAAAGCAAUUACUCGUUCCUGGUGAGUCUUCCGGAGGAUCAAGAAUAGCUAACAACCUGAUUUCACUUGUAGACGUAUAGAGAUUGGUCCCUUUGUCUUAGCCUCACAAUCGUGUCCUGUUAACGUUCCUGUGUUGUUUAAGUGCCAAAAUGAGUGACCGCUAUCUAGAACAAAGGAUUAGUAUAAAAUUUUGCGUGAAAUUGAACAAGUCUGCAAGUGAGACCCACCACCUUUUAAAAGAAGCUUAUGGGAAUGAAGUCAUGUCGAGGGCCAGAGUUUUUGACUGGCACAAAAGGUUUAAAGAAGGACGGGAAGAUGUUCGAGAUGAUGCCCGAAGUGGCCGUCCAGUUACCCACCGGACAGAUGAAAAUAUCCAGAAGGUCAAGGAUUUGGUUUGUUCAAACAGGCAGUUAACAGUGAGGAUGAUGGCUGAAGAGUUAAAUUUAAAUAAAGAAACUGUUAGACUCAUUCUGAAAGAAAACUUGAACAUGAGAAAAGUUUCUGCCACCAUUAUAUCAGGUAUUUUGAAGGAUGACCCUAAACCUCAAAAACUUGACUUUCUUUCUGAUAUUUCCAAAGAAACUAGAAAAAAUAGCUUGUGUGUGAAGAAAAAGGUAACAAGUUCUGAAACAUGGAGUCAUCUCCAGUGUGAAGCUGGUGAGGAAAUGCCUCUGCCUGUAUCUCAUCCCAGAAUCCACUAUCCUGCCAGCCAGCUUCUGCAGGCCUCAUCUUCAACAAGCCUUCCCACCAGGGCAGCUCAGGAUUGGUUCACACCAUGGUGAAAGGACUGUGAGGUAUCAGAACCUGAACUAGAAUGCUGCCUCACUAUUAGGCACCUUCAUUUACUGCUCAUCUAUUUUUAGUCUUCUCUACCACCCAUCCAUACAGGUCAUGGCUCUCCUAGUUACUCUGCUGGACUGUUGGGCCAUCUUCCUUGCUGUUCUCCACAACUUUGAAGAACCCUUUGGCUGUUAACUUCUGGUUCUUGUUUGAUCUUGAUUUCUCUUGCUUAACAAGUAUAGACAAAA